UAUCCGCAGCCCGGAUGCGACGCACGCAAACUCGGGUACAUUUCCUUUGCCCAUCAUCGCUGUCGUGUAGCGACGCAGCGUGCUUCUCUCGACCAGCGCACUCGAGACGUAAUCGCCCACCGCCAACUACGACAUGGCCGCCGUGCUAAACAGCGCCUACGAGAAGGCCGAGGCCGCGGUUGCCGCCUUGCCCGAGCGUGUACAGCAAGUCUUCAACCUCGCCCAGGAGAAGACGGGCGUUCAGCGCGCCUACUUCAUGCUGGGCUUCGGCUUCUUCGCGGCGCUCUACUUCAUCUUCGGCUGCUUCGCCGAGCUGCUGUGCAACGCCGUGGGUCUACUCUAUCCCGCGUACGCCUCGACGCGGGCCAUCGAGUCGGCCGACAGGAACGACGACACUCGCUGGCUCACCUACUGGGUCGUGUACGCCUGCUUCUCGAUCCUGGACUUCUUCGCCGACGGCAUACUAAGCUUCUUCCCCUUCUACUGGCUCGCCAAGGUAGUCUUCCUCGUAUACUGCUUCCUGCCUGCCCAUUCCAACGGCUCCACGCGCAUCUACAACAGCCUGAUUCGCCCAUACUUCCUCAAGAGCAGCGGGCAGAUCGACACCGCCUACGCGAGGAUGGCUGCUAAAGCGUCCUCUGCCCUCGGAGACGCUUUCAAGCAACAGUGAGACGUUGAUGCGAUGUGAAGUUCUCGUUGUGAUAUGUUUGGGGUGAGCAAGAGGCUGUGUGGCAUCGUGGUGACUAUCGUUCUUUCUGAGGCUGGUUGCGUAGUUCGGCGAACAGGAGAGGCGACUGCUUAUCUUCUGCGCGGUACUCGGGUUUAGAUCAAAGUGCGAAUUGUCACGUCCUGGCUGCUAGAGAAGAGCUACGUUCAAAUCAUGGACGAACUUUAUCGCGCUCCUUCUUGUGAUCAAAACGGGAAGCUGAUUGUUAUAUGGCAUUACUAUGUGGACGUGGUUCUAUUCUGUUACAGCGUGCUUUUCGUUUCGAGUGAAAAGUUCUUUGCUGUGCAGAAAAUGUUUAAUGAAAGU
Messenger RNA from Rhipicephalus sanguineus (brown dog tick), 1033 nucleotides. RefSeq names its product receptor expression-enhancing protein 5. The transcript has a single exon. Bases 134 to 670 code for a protein of 178 amino acids. The record is from RefSeq and is a predicted model, not a curated record. NCBI's taxonomy places the organism in Eukaryota, Metazoa, Arthropoda, Arachnida, Ixodida, Ixodidae.